Meyerozyma guilliermondii ATCC 6260 is the source of this 846-nucleotide messenger RNA. RefSeq names its product osmosensor (gene SSU81). Gene Ontology annotation, biological process: regulation of actin filament polymerization. The transcript has a single exon. Bases 1 to 846 code for a protein of 281 amino acids. Gene Ontology annotation, molecular function: protein binding. NCBI's taxonomy places the organism in Eukaryota, Fungi, Ascomycota, Pichiomycetes, Serinales, Debaryomycetaceae. The record is from RefSeq and is a predicted model, not a curated record.
AUGGCAAUCAGACUUUCAAACUUUAUUGGCGACCCUUUUGCCAUUGCCACGGUGUCGUUCGGCCUCAUCGCGUGGAUAGUGGCCAUAGCAGGCGCGGGCUCUUCUCCACAGUCACAUUUCCCCAGGUUUACCUGGUGGGGCAUCGUAUAUGAACUUUUGAUCAUUUUGCUCAUCACGUUUUUAUAUCUUACAAACACCAUCGAGCUCUACAAAUUCACGCUUGUGGGUCUCAUAGCCGUGGCGUUUGUGUAUACCACCAAUUCCGCCAACGGGUUGGUUUAUGAGUCCAAUUCCGGCAAGCUUUGUUGCGCUGCGGGGUGCAUUUUAUUAUCCAUGCUCAACUUGAUCUGGAUUGUAUACUUUGGAGGCCACCCUGAGUCGCCCACCAACCAGUUUAUCGACUCCUUCCUGAUCAAGCUGCACACACAUAACCACGGCCAGUUGUCGAGUGACGAAAAACACGACGAUGACCUUCGCGUAGCCCCAGCUCCGGAAGCAUUCCAAGACAACAAUUUACGCCAAUCGCAAAACAAGACACCUUACAUGCUGCUGUCGCAGUUGAAUGGAUUGGAAAACUUUUCUUCCGCCGAUGUCCGCCAGCUGCGUGAUCUCACCAAUUCUCGCCGACAAACGGUGAUUGCCGAUGAGGAAGACGCCCCAGUAUUCCGCUACAAGGCAAGAGCACUCUAUAGCUACUCGGCCAACCCUGAAGAUAUCAACGAGAUCUCGUUCACCAAAGACGAAAUCUUGGAUGUCGACGAUAUCGAUGGAAAGUGGUGGCAGGCUAGACGGGCUACGGGAGAAGUGGGGAUCUGUCCUUCGAACUACGUCAAGUUGAUCGAGUAA